Anolis carolinensis (green anole) is the source of this 4897-nucleotide messenger RNA. It is a transcript of the gene hoxb9, whose product is annotated as homeobox B9. Lineage: Eukaryota; Metazoa; Chordata; Lepidosauria; Squamata; Anolidae. Gene Ontology annotation, cellular component: nucleus. Gene Ontology annotation, biological process: regulation of transcription by RNA polymerase II; embryonic skeletal system morphogenesis; anterior/posterior pattern specification. The coding region runs from base 802 to 1662 and encodes 286 amino acids. The record is from RefSeq and is a predicted model, not a curated record. The transcript is spliced from 3 exons. Gene Ontology annotation, molecular function: DNA-binding transcription factor activity, RNA polymerase II-specific; RNA polymerase II cis-regulatory region sequence-specific DNA binding.
GUUGAGUUAAUUUGCAGUGCCUUCCAUGUUCCAUGGGGCCUCUCUUUAUUUCCAAGCGAUUGUUUUUUAAGACGAGGUUGCCACUGAACAGGGGAGGGGCAAGAGAAAAUUGGCAUUUUAAAUCUAAACUAGAGGGCCUUACACAUCUGCGAAAGCUUUCCCAUCUCCUUUAGUCUGGGGCCUAAACUGGCCUCUUCCUUGGCACUGGGGCGCAUUGGGGAACUUGGACAGAAAACUAAAAGGAUCAAUCGAGAGAGAGAGAGAGAGAGAGAGAGAGAGAGAGAGAAAUAAUCAGUACGUAUUAGUAUCAUUACUUUUCCAGAGAGAGAGCUCUGCAAUUCUUUACAGGCAGAUUAUAUUUAGGAUGUGGGCGGGAGGAGGGAAGGAGGGGUGACCGUGAAAGGAAUGAGUUGUAGCAGAUGUUGGCAGCAAAAGAUAUUUUUUUGAAAGAAGAAGAAGGAAAGAUGAGUCGCUCAGCAAGCCAGUAAAGUUUGCCAUUAAAAUUGACACCAGGGGAUGUCCGUAGAAGCCAUGUCCAUCUGGGAUUGGCUGGGCCGCCGGAAGUGGUUCGGCGGACGCCUUUGCUAACAGAUAAGUCCAUUGCUAAGGACCUUUUCCCUCCAGCACUCCCUCUCUCCCGCACGCAGAGAGUGGGUCGCGACAGGCACCCCCUCGAGCUCUUCCCCCAACUUUCCUGCCAACCUUCCCCACGCCCUCAGCCUCUCACCCCAUUGGCAAUAACUCGGUCUGUGAGUUCCCCCUCGCCUUGUGGGGCAGGGGUUCCAUGGGGCGAGGAGAACGAUGAGCGGCCCCCAAUCCGGACUGCGCUUCCUGCCGCCCCCUUGCCACCAUCCAGGCUGGAGAGGCCACCAUCCCCAUCACCAUGAGUUCCGGGCGCCCAAGAUCCGCUCGUCCUGCUUGUUUGCGCCGAGGAGUAAGGACCAGGAGGAGCCCUCCUGCCUGGGCUUCGAGGCCGAGAAGUUCCCUCCGAGGAGGGACCCAACUUGCCCCUCCCGCCCCAGCAGCGACCCUCCCAGAUGCCUCCCCCUCCCGACCCGCUUCCCGCCGCCUUCACCUGCCCGGGAAUGGACUCCCGCCGCUCCGGAUGGGACCCUGCGCCCUGGAAGCCCUUCGCCCGCUUCUCCCACCGGUUUCGGGGAGACUAGACGAGACAACGGGGUGUCCACCUUGCUGAAACCGAACUAUGGCCCCCUGGAGAGAGACCCGGAGGAAGAGGAAGCCGAGGAGGAAGAGGACAGAGAAGAGAAACAGCCCUUCCAGAAGCCCUCCUCACUACAUCUCACCCAGAGCCAUCCAAUUGCGCCAGCCCCGGAAUUGAAGAUAGAUAAAAAUCUUGCCCAAGAAAACCGCUCGGUUCCAGAGGGACAGGGUGCCGGUGGGCGUCCUGUACAUGCUAGCUUAGAAGGUAACCCGGCAGCCAACUGGUUGCAUGCUCGCUCUUCCAGGAAGAAACGAUGCCCUUACACCAAGUACCAGACCUUGGAACUGGAGAAGGAGUUUCUGUUCAAUAUGUACCUCACCAGGGACCGUAGACACGAAGUGGCCAGGCUGCUCAACCUGAGCGAAAGACAAGUCAAAAUCUGGUUUCAGAACCGCAGGAUGAAGAUGAAGAAAAUGAACAAGGAACAAGGCAAAGAAUGAAGAUCUCCUUCCUGUCCUCCACUUCUCCCGCCCCACUCCCUCCCUUCCUCUCCUCUCCCCCAGUUUUGGCCCUGUCUCCAAACUAAUGUUAUAUUUAUGGACAAGGUUUCCCCAGCGGUGCUGGAAAGACAGCAAAACCAAGCCAGACCCGAAGUAGAGCUUCCUGGUCGAUAUGCCAGGAAUAUAUAAUGAUUGCACCUGCUUGUUUGCAUUUCGGUCUUCCCCUGGCCUUGAAGAGAUAAGGCUCGUUUGGGACACCUUUGGUUUAGGGGCAUUUUGAAAUAACUUAUAGCAAGCAGGUUGACAACAGCAUCAGCUUUGGAUGGCCCUCACAUGAAGCCACUCCACCACCAUAAACAAUUAAAUAUUUGUAAUUUUAAUUUAAACUGCCCCAUGCAAAAGACAGUGUUCCCCUUGGAACUUCAUUCUCUAAGCCAACUGCUCGUAAAUGGCCGCAAUGGAGGCUUCCAGGUGGAUUGUAACUCAAGCCUUUCCCCAGAUCACUUUCCUCUUCUUGAGAGAGAGGAGGAUCAUCAGGUGGAUUUGUAGAAGAUCCUUGGGGAAGUGUCCUACCAAAUUCUGGUUAAGGACCAGUCUUCCCAUUGCACAUUUAAUUCAUUCCCCUUCCUUGAGAUCAGUUUUCUCCACCUGUGUUGAACUACAGCCCCCAUAUUCCCCAGCCAAACGGGCCUUGGGUGAUUGCGUGUCCUGGGUAUUCCCUUUUCUAACUCUGUUCAUACACAUGCACCCUCAAUAGAGAAAUAGGGCAGAAUUUGUUGGGUAGAUCCAAUGGAAUUGUGCAGGAGAUAAUAUUCCCCAUCAGGCCUAAUAUUUUUGAUCCUUCCAAGUUGCCCUCAACUUGGAAAGAACAGAAGAUGAGUCAGAGAAGGUGGGCUAAAGAUUUUUGGUGUGUAUAAUAACGGGGGACACUCUGGCUUAGUUUAACUGCUUAGGAAGUUUGUGGCUAUUUGUAAUUUAUUCUGAAGUCAGAGAUUCAGAAAACCAUUCAAGUGCCAAGAGGAGCGGGUCUGGAGUGGGUUUUCCUUUCUUUCUUCAACCAAUUCAGUAAUACUUGAAUGUUCUUGGAAACUUUGUCCUCUACCCCUGGAGGACAAACCCCUCUUUCAUCUUCAUAUGAAAACGAAUUUUGAGGGGCAUUAAAAAGCCACGUUGGCUUUUUUGGGGAGGGGGGAGCUUUUUUAUUUUGAAUAUAAGGAAGUUACAUUUUCAUUGUUUACAUAAAUAAUUCUUAUUUCAUACUAAAAGGGGGGCGAGUUUCUCGUCUCUAAAACCUUGUCCCUUUAAAAUCACCCUAGAUGGGAUUUUAAGAAAAGGAGGGUAGAGGGGAGAAGGAAUCUAGCGGUACCUUUAAGUCGUAUCCAGUUUGAAACCCCUUAUCACAGUCUUAAAUGUAGUCAGCCUUAAAGGUGCCACUAGGGUCCUCCUUCCUCCCACCCCGACUUUCCUUUUUGCAUUGAAACAGACUGACACCGCUGUCUCUUUGAAAAGUUACAUGUGGUCCCCGUUCCUUUACAACUAUCUUCCCCCUCCUCUCUUUGGUGGGACUUGGGGAGGGACAAGUAGAGGUAGGUAAGUAACUUUAGUCCAAGGCGGUUAUAUAUGGCGUGUGAAGGUUUGAGGGUUUUUUGCCAUUUCUUUUUUAUAUAAGGGGGGAAAUGUGUUCGUGGCUGUGAUUUUGUGAACGUUCCGCUUGUUUUCUGUGGCUUUUAGGAGUAUAAAAUGGAGUCUGUACAUAUUAGUUUCAGAACUGGAGAGGGAUUUCCAUAGGCAAAGGCACUCACUCCCCUCUCUUCUGCAUCUUUCCAUUCGGAUUUAGAAAUAACGCCAAUCAGGUGGCAGAAAGGGUGACUAAACGAGGUGGGAAAUUUGACCAGGGGUUUUGGAGGGAGAGACAGAAUGAGGAGAGAAGACAUGAAUGUCUACCUUUCAGGAUCUUUCUAGACAAAAAACAGUCCCAGCAGAGAAAUCUAAUUUCAUAGAGUGUUGUAUAGAAUUUUUGAUACCAUUUUUGUCUGCUGACGAGAGCGAUUGUUCUUUAGACAUUUGAUAGGGAUAUUUUAAUCUUUCCAAGUAGCGUUGCCUGGUUUCUGAAAACUGGAAGAAAAGAAAUCUCUUUUAGGGAGGCUAGAUGAGUAUUUUUUAAAAAUCUGCAUUGAAAAAGGAAGGCAUUUGUGGGAUUUAAAAAAAUAAUUUCCUUCAAAACUCUUGAAACAUUCAAUUCCUAAAUAGUGGUGGGUUGGGUUUUUUUUUGGGAGGGGGGGGGUUUACAGCAGAAACUUUAUAAAAGGUGAAAGAUCAGCACAAACAACGGAUUUUAGCAAGUCUGGUCAUUUCAACUAGUCAGGUUUCACCUUCUCUUUUACAAAAAAAAAAUCAAAUUGAUAGUGAAAUUUCCAUGGAUAGAAACGGUCCAGUAAAAUAACAAAUUAAACAAUUUGAAGUCGUCUUGUUUUAAAUGAGAUUGUCAUUUGUGGGAUGUCUGUUAAACCUGGGCAGGUUUGGUAGUAUUAUGUGAUUUGUCUGUGUUUCAUUUCUGGCUGGUGCUUCAAAUGAAGCUAAAAAACCUAUGGUAAAAAACAAAACAAAAUGAAAUAAUCCAGAAACAUUUCCAGGGUUAAUAUUAUUAUUUUAUAAAGAGAACCAUCUCCAUGUAUGUAUUAGCAUAUUCACCCACUUUAGUCCUAGAUUCAUCUCUAGACCUUAUUAAUGAAAAAUAAGAUUAUUAUUUUGCAAAAAGAAAUGCUUUUUUUGGGCAACAGCAUGGGUUAAAUAUUAAAAGAAUCUAGCUGAUUUCGUUAAAGAAGCUUCUGUCUUGAGAGGGUUGAAAAAAACACUAUGGUUUCCUCUGUUCAGUAAGGUCCAAAUGUAUUUUCCACACUUGUUUUAAUGCCUCAGAAUAAAAAAUCGAUUUGAAGGGUGGGGAGGUGGGGAAGCUACCUAUAUCUCAUUGUGUUAUACUGCUACUUCUAGAACUUGAGAAAUAUUUGCAACUGUGUUUGAGUUUUUUUUCCUUCUGGCCUCUUUGCCAUGUAUUUGUAAAGAGCUGGCGUUUUUGUUUUGUUUUGCUAUUGUUUGGUCGAAGAAUUUUUUUCUUUGACAAAACGGUCACUUUAGGAAAGCUGAUAUGCAUUUGUUUCCAAUGUAUUCUCGUUUUCAUCCGUGUUCAACGGGCUGCAUCUCUAAAACAGAAAUAAAGGGGUUCUCUUUCUUUCCA